GUUACAAACAUCCUUCUUCUUCUACGUUCCUUGCUAUGUGGAGAAAGAAUACUGCUCAAAGGAGAGAAUGUGCCAUGUUCUUUAUGUAAAUCUACUGAUGGCCACCUUAAACCUGUUGUUUGCUUCAAGCUUGGUGCCUCUAACUUUUCCUUUAGCAUUAUUCUUUCUGGUUUGCCAUCUAAACAAGAAAGCAUUUAAUUCCAUGAACCAUCAUCACCUUAAAUCCCCCCCCACGACAUGUAAUCCUUGUGUGUGUUUUUAGCCUCUGUAAGACUGAACAAGAGGGGGAGAGAGAGGGAGGGAGGAUGGUGGCCUUGAAGGUAUUUGGACAGCCAGCAUCCACAGAUGUUGCCAGGGUGCUGACAUGCCUCUUCGAGAAGAACUUGGAGUUCCAACUCAUUCGUACCGACACAUUCAAGGAACAGCGCGAGGUCCCUGAGUUUCUUAGGCUAGAGGAUCCUACUGGUCAAGUAACCUUUAAAGAUGGGAAGCUCAUGACUCUUGUUGAUUCAAGAGAGAUUUGCCGUCACAUUUCGGAGAAGUACCCUGAUAGGGGAAACAAGACCCUAUUCGGGACUGGUGUUCUCGAGAAGGCAUCAAUUGAACAGUGGCUCAAAGCAGAAGCUCUGAUGUUUGACCCUCCAAGCUCGACUCUAGUCUUCCAACUGGCUUUUGCAACACCAUUAGGCUUGCAUCCUGAUCAAUCUUUGAUAGAGAGAAAUGAGAAGAAGCUGGCCAAUGUUCUUGACAUCUAUGAAAGGAGGCUGGAAGAGAACGAGUACUUGGCAGGUGAUGAGUUCACACUUGCUGACCUCUCACACCUCCCCAACGCACACAACCUUGUAACCAAGACACAGAGGGGACGCAAGCUUUUCACUUCAAGGAAGAAUGUGGAGAGGUGGUGGAAAGCAAUCUCAGCUCGGCCUUCGUGGAAGCAGGUGGUCCAAAUUCAGAGUGAGAAUUAAUCCAGGUCCACUUGAGCGAUUGAAGAUUUAAGAGUUAGAUUUGGAUGACUUUGAUUUCUGUGUGGUUUGGCUUCCCUUCAUGUUGUGGCUUCCUUUUGUUGCUGUGGCUUCCUUCCGUUGUUGUGUGUUUGUAAUUAUGCAAGUCUUCUUGACUUGCUUCUCAUGUCAUGGAUAGAGAUCUUCUGUAUCUCACAAAGAAUAAAAGAUAAGAAACGAGGAAUCUGAAGAAUAAUAAGAUAUCAUGAGACAAAUAUUCCUUUUGAGCUA
Elaeis guineensis (African oil palm) is the source of this 1232-nucleotide messenger RNA. RefSeq names its product glutathione S-transferase F11. Gene Ontology annotation, cellular component: cytoplasm. Lineage: Eukaryota; Viridiplantae; Streptophyta; Magnoliopsida; Arecales; Arecaceae. Gene Ontology annotation, molecular function: glutathione binding; glutathione transferase activity. The record is from RefSeq and is a predicted model, not a curated record. Gene Ontology annotation, biological process: glutathione metabolic process.